Molecule: messenger RNA, 993 nt
Organism: Ustilaginoidea virens
Lineage: Eukaryota; Fungi; Ascomycota; Sordariomycetes; Hypocreales; Clavicipitaceae
Exons: 3
Coding region: 1-993 (330 amino acids)
Biological process (GO): lipid metabolic process
Source: RefSeq, a predicted model, not a curated record
AUGUUCUUGCAGUCUCUCCUCGCAUUUGCAGCUCUGGUAGCGGCUUCUCCCAUUACCCCUGUGGACGAGUACGCAGCAUUGAUCGAGCAAAGAGAUGACAUCUCGGUACAGGAUUAUAGCAGUCUCAAAUUCUAUGUGCAACACGCCGCUGCGGCAUACUGCAACUUCAACACGCCCCCUGGCCAACCCAUCGUCUGCCAGAAUUCCGCAUGUCCCCUUGUUCAGCAGGAUCAGCCAACCGUCGUCGCCUCCUUUGUCGGCCAGUUCACAGGAAUAGGGGCCUACGUGGCGGUAGACAAUGCCCGCCAGGAGAUCGUCCUGUCCGUCCGCGGGAGCAACAACAUCCGCAACUUCAUCACAGACUUGAUCUUUGCCUGGCAAGCCUGCGACUUUGCCGGAAACUGCAGAGUCCACACCGGCUUCGCCGAGAGCUGGAAGGAGAUUCAGGACGCCGCCAGCCUGGCCAUCACCGCCGCCCUUGGCCAGAAUCCCGGAUUCCGCGUCGUGGCGACCGGCCACUCUCUCGGCGGUGCUGUGGCCACCCUCGGCGCCGCCUACCUCCGGCAGCAGGGCCUGUCGGUCGAUCUCUACACGUACGGCGCGCCUCGCGUCGGCAACGAGGACUUUGCCAACUGGAUGACCAGCCAGCCGGGGGGCCAGUGGCGCGUCACCCACGACAACGACCCUGUCCCCCGCCUGCCCCCCAUCUUCUUCGGUUACAGACACCUCUCCCCCGAGUACUGGCUGGCAAACGGCCAGGAUGCGCAAAACGACUAUCCCAUCGGCCAGGUCCAGAAGUGCAUGGGAAUCGCAAACACCGCCUGCAACGGCGGCACUUUUGGUCUCGACGUCGUUGCGCACCUCCAUUAUCUGACAUACGUUUCCGCCUGCACCGGCUUCCCGCUCAAGUGGAAACGGGGCGAUCCUUCAGAUGAGGAACUCGAGCAGCGCCUCAACGCGUGGAGCCAGAAGGAUCAGGAUCUGACCAAGUAG